AUGGGUACUGGUCGCACUACUGCAGACAUGCUUAGUGGGAUAAACAAAUAUUAAGGCCCUCACAGUACUAGACAUUAGAAAAACAUCAAGAUUGUAAUAGAUAACAAUCAUACUUUUGUUAUUAAUGUUCCCGACAAAAUACCAAUUAUCGAAGAUGACCAUUCUUGCGGAAUCAAUUCAAGUGGCAAUCAGGGCUUGGAAUAACCGACUUGUGCUUGGUUGAUAGAAUAAGUCCAAAGAAGAUAUGCACAACUUAUCAAAGAUCAGAGAAAAAAUACUAAGUCUAAGACUAAGUUCAGAUAAAAAAUUAUAGUCGCAGUAAAAACAGUAGAUAAAAAUGAGAACAUUGAUUUCUGGUUGACUCAGUAUUAAAGAAUCUUAAAGCCACUGCCAAAUAACCUAAUGCUUGAGCCUCAUUACACCAAGAUCGUCAUUAAUAAAAAGAGAGCGGUUAUGACGAAUGACUUCAAAUUACUAAAAGUAAUAGGCAAGGGGGGUUUCUCAAAGGUCUACAUGGUUAGAAAGAAGGACACAGGCUUUAUCUAUGCGAUGAAAGUUAUGAAAAAAGAUUAAGUGACAAGUGAUUCUAAGCUUAAGCAGAUAAUGAACGAGAGAACUAUUAUGGAGGAGCUGAAUGAUCACCCCUUUGUAGUUAAGUUACACUAUGCCUUUCAAUCUAAGGAAAAUUUGCAUUUUAUCAUUGACUUCUGCACUGGAGGCGAGAUGUUCUAUCAUCUACAGCAAAAGGGGAGAUUCCCAGAGUUUCUGGCUAAGUUUUACUUCGCAGAGAUACUACUAGGAAUUGACUACUUGCAUUCAAAGAAUAUUGUGUACCGUGACCUGAAACCUGAAAAUGUACUCAUAGAUGUUGACGGUCAUAUUAAACUUGCAGAUUUCGGCCUAUCCAAAAUUCUCAAAACUGAUGAGAGGAGCUUCUCGUUUUGCGGAUCUCCUGAGUAUAUGUGUCCAGAGAUACUCAAAAGAGAAGGCCAUAAUCAUAUGGUAGAUUAUUAUACUCUGGGAGCUAUUUUAUAUGAAAUGCUUACUGGUUUACCUCCAUACUAUACAAAUAAUAAAGAUGAAAUGAAAAGACGUAUCUUAGAGUCAGAGCUCUCGUUUCCUUCACAUAUGAACAGUGAAGUAGUCUCACUGAUAUCUUCACUUCUUGAACGAAAUCCAAGCAAGAGGCUCGGAUGUAAGAGAGGUGUAGAAGAGAUAAAAGAGCAUGAAUGGUUAUUAGAUAUAGAUUGGGAUAUGAUUUUAAAAAAGAAAAUCGAUCCUAUGUGGAGACCCAGGUUAGACUAGAGCAACUUUGACCCAGAGUUUACUUAACUCCCUUUAAACUUUGAUGAAAGCAAAUUCAAACGAGCACUCCAAGGAGACAGAGAAUUUUCCUUCUACUAUGAGAGUCCUCUAUAAUCACUAACUGUUACUGAGCAUUCUAUUUACGCUUCAAAUCCUGAUUUAGGAAAUACCACGAAUGCUGAAAUAUUAUUAUAAAGUGGAUCCUCGAAAUAACUCUUGGAGCAUUUUUUUCAAUCAUCAAUUUCACCGACCUAUAAGGAGCGUUAAUAAACGAUAAUGUUGACAUCCAAAGAUUUUGAAGAAAUCUUUCAGCAGUAACAAAUGAAAUUGUAGAUGAAUCUUGAAUUGGCAAUGAGAAUCAAUGAAAACCUAGUAAGAGACGAUAGCAAAAUAAAUUUGGAAUAUAAUGAGGAAGACGGGUAUACAAACUUUAGAGGCUUUUCUUUUAUUGGUGAAUCAUAAGAUGAGCAAAACGUUAAGACUCAGCUUAUCAAGUAUAAUAAACUAAGAAACAACUUAAACAAGCGUUUAAGGAAGAUUCUUGAUGAGGAAGGGGUAAUUAAGACUAGUGAUAUAAAAGAUAUUACCCUCAGCUCCCCCAGCAGCAGUUUAAGUUUAGGAACAGCAACUAUACUUCCAACACCACCACUGCAAGAGGAUUCCUCAAGUUGUCGUAAUUCCAAUCCUAGUGGCUAUUAGUUUAAAGGAACUUAAGGUAGUAAUCACAAUAACUUAAAUGAAUAGAGUUUUAUGACAAGUGGAUCUCCAUUACCAAUAUUCAAUCAAAUUAAAAAUCAAGCCAUUAUUGAUAAAAAGUAAAAACAAUAAAUGAUAUUCGCUAAAUUAAGUGAAACUAGCAGUGACAGAGGUAUGUUUAAAUCAUUCUAGCCUCCUUCAUCUGAAGUAACAAAGAUGAACUCCUUAGUUAGUGGAGUAGGCUCAGGCAAAAAGAAGAAGGGUAAUCUAUUUAGAAGUAACGUCGAACCUGGAAACAACAGCAGUAGUGGUGGAGGCCAAACUGGACUACUCUAUGGAUAUACUUAAAACCUUCAGCUUUCUCAUAAAGACUAUCUCAAUGACUCCAUCAAAUCCUCAUCACAUGAUGAUGAAUCUGUAGCAGAGGGGAGAGAGUCAUUUGCCACGAUUCAUUAGACAGUUGCUAUUACUCAUCAAAGUAAUCAGACUUUGGAGAAUGAAUUUUCAAAGAAUAAAUAUAGUUCAGCAUUUGAUAAUAAUGAGGAAUAGAAAUAUGGGGAAGAGCAUCAUAACAUAUUUGACCCGGAAAUAAUUCAAAACUAGGAGUACUACUUAAAUCAUAGAGAUGAAGAGUCUAAGGAGCAAAGUCCUAUGGAUACAUUUGCUGCAGAUAGUAGGUAGAACAGUUCCUAGCUAAAAAAUGUCAAAUUCAUCUUAUUCCAAAGUCAAAAUGUAAUUAAAAAGAAGAACACAGAUAAACAGCAGAAUAAAGGAUUUACUUCUCAGAAUAAACAACAAAAAACGCCUAAGUUAAUAGUAACUUAGAGAUCAAGAAUGGCAAAUAACAAGGAUGACUACUUUCCUCAGAGCAAUCAAUAUUCAUCAUUGUCUAGCAGUGCCAAUAAUUCAAGAAUCUAGCCUGGAAAUAUCAGUGGAGGACAAGUGGCUGGUGGAGUGCUGAAUCAUCAAAAUAUAUCUAAUAGCUCCUAUUAAGGUAUAUCUAAUUCUAGAGAUAACUAAACAUCAACUGACCAAAAAAGUAGUACUUUAGAAAAAACAAUGGAAAAUGUUAGUACUAAGUACACAUUCGAUCAUUAGUCACAGAAGAGUGGCUAGCAAGCUAAUAGUUAGACUAAGAAGGCGUAUGAAGAUGAGAACCAGAGUGAUAGGCAAAAUUAAAAUGAAGAUGGUUCGAUAGAUUUAGAUAAAACAGCUAAUAUUAUUAAUCUCUAACAGCUUGAAAGGUUAAACUAUCAGCAAAAUUCUUAGUAAAAGGAUUCAAUUAGAUAAAUCAAGAUUUCACCUAGGAAGAAGCUAAAGGAAGCUCCACAGUUGCUUGCUAACACGAAUCUAUAAGGUGGAAUAGGCAUUGGCAUAGGUUCUGUAAGGACGACUUUGUAAAUGAAACCAUCACUUGAAAUUGACAUUGAAGAAUCACCCACUCUAGAUAGAAAGGCAAGAUUUGGUGGAGGGAAUAUUGCAUAGAGCUCACAGUAACUCCUAUCUGAGAAACUAGCAGAGAGUUUGGAGCUUGAUCAUUAGUUAUCUCUUGAAGAUAGCGAAAAGAGCAAAAGAAUAGUGUAUAAUAACUUAAUCAAGAAUGAUAAUGAAGAGCUGGGUAUUUAAGCAAUGGGAAAGAAGCAGCCUUUGACUGUUAGGCAUGCUGCUUACUUGGCUAAUAGUGUAUUUAGCUUUGACUUGAUGGCGACUGAUGAAGAGCCAGAUGAUGAUGACCCAAAUCAAUAAUAAAAUGUGAUAGUUGGAGUUACAAGCAGCAGAAGCACUAAGAAUAAGAACAGUCAGCAUUAUAUGGGCUUCUAAUUCGGGCAAAAGAACUCUAUGAGUUUACUUAAUAAAAAUGUGCUCUAACACAAGAAGAAGAUCUCUGCAGACUUUACCGAGAGCAAUGAGCUUUACUCUUCAAUAAAAGACAAGAUCCAGGGAGAUGUAGAAUCAAGCUUGAAAUAGAAGUUUAUGUCGAAAAAAGAAUCAAACUACUCAAUUGGUGGAACAGUAGCUAAGAAUACUCCUACUAAUCAAAGCUAAAAGAUAAUGAUACCUUCACCAAGCAACUCAAGAACAAAAAAGAAGAGCAUCCAGCUUUUCGAUGAGGGUCCUAUGAUGGAGGAAGUUGAAUCGGAGAUGACAAUGCAAACUUAGAAUUCUCAAAAUAGCAAAAAAGAGACAUCUAAAUCUAAGACAGUUUAAAAGAAAAAUCUGAUGGGUGGAUUUAAAAUGCCUAGUCUGAAGAAGGGAACAUUAGGUACCUCGUCAACUGUCGGAUUUUCAAGACCCACCUAGAUAGAUGCCAACUAGCCAUUACAGUCUAACCAGUUGCUUCCACCAUCGAGGCAAAUCAAGCAAAGUAAUAAACCACCUCUGAAUAUGAAUAGUAGUUUGAAGCUGAACACUGAUUUGCUUUACACAACUACAUCUAGCAUGAUAGGCAAGAGAAUUGCUAACAACCAAGCCAAUUCAAACAUAAAUGCAACUUCUAGCAAUGUGAACAAUACAAAGUUAUCAUAGACAAGCGGCAAUGGAACCCCAUAAGGUCCUAAGACUUCAACUUAGAAAGUUCCAAUAGUGGCAGCCCAGUCUAAUUCAGCCAAGAAUUCAACCUCUAAUAAAUUUACUUUUCCUGUCGGAGGUGGUAACUCUCUUGAUAAUAUGAGCAGUUCGCCUUCUAAAAAGAUAAUCUCACAAAAGUCAUAAAUGGGAAAUUUUUCAAAACAAAUAAAAACCUUAAAGCAAACUAUAAGCACAUCUAACAAUAAUAGCAACUCUCAAUAAAUUGCAGAUGAAUAGUAGCAAUAACUAGGGGAGAUAUAGAAAUCUUACACUGAAAAAAUAGGUGGAACUUCAAAUGAGAUACCUCUGAUAUAACUCAACAUUAUGUCCCUAUAGCCAGGGGAUUCCUCAGGUAUUGCUGGUGGCUCAGUUAGUUCUACAAAGAAUUUCGAUUUUAACACCCUGAGUGGUAAAUCCAAGCCACCAAAAACCUCUAAAAAUGUUUAAAAUUCCUAAGGUAAAGGAUUUUUCUAAUGA
This is a messenger RNA of Stylonychia lemnae, 5046 nucleotides long. NCBI's taxonomy places the organism in Eukaryota, Ciliophora, Spirotrichea, Sporadotrichida, Oxytrichidae. The record is from the annotation of a GenBank genome assembly.